Molecule: messenger RNA, 1951 nt
Organism: Homarus americanus (American lobster)
Lineage: Eukaryota; Metazoa; Arthropoda; Malacostraca; Decapoda; Nephropidae
Product: protein FAM186A-like
Exons: 4
Source: RefSeq, a predicted model, not a curated record
AUGUCUCCCUUCUCCAAGAUGUCUCCCUUCGCCCCCCAAGAUGUCUCCCUUCGCCCAAGAUGUCUCCCUUCGCCCCAAGAUGUCUCCUUUAAGAUGUCUCCUUCGCCCCCAAGAUGUCUCCUUCGCCCUCAAGAUGUCUCCCUUCGCCCCCAAGAUGUCUCCUUCGCCCCCAAGAUGUCCUUCGCCCCCAAGAUGUCUCCUUCGCCCCCAAGAUGUCUCCUUCGCCCCAAGAUGUCUCCCUUCGCCCCAAGAUGUCUCCCUUCCCCCCAAGAUGUCUCCUUCGCCCUCAAUAUGUUCCUUCCCCAAGAUGUCUCCUUCGCCCCAGAUGUCUCCUUCGCCCUCAAGAUGUCUCCUUCGCCCCAAGAUGUCUCCUUCGCCCUCAAGAUGUCUCCCUUCGCCCUCAAGAUGUCUCCUUCGCCCUCAAUAUGUUUCCUUCGCCCCAAGAUGUCCCUUCGCCCCAAGAUGUCUCCUUCCCCAAGAUGUCUCCUUUCCUCCAAGAUGUCUCCUUCGCCCCCAAGAUGUCUCCCUUCCGCCCCAAGAUGUCUCCCUUCGCCCUCAAUAUGUUUCCUUCGCCCUCAAAGAUGUCUCCUUCGCCCCCAAGAUGUCUCCUUCGCCCUCAAGAUGUCUCCUUCGCCCUCAGAUGUCUCCUUCGCCCUCAAUAUGUUUCCCUUCUUCCCCAAGAUGUCUCCUUCGCCCUCAAUAUGUUUCCUUCGCCCUCAGAUGUCUCCCUUCGCCCUCAAGAUGUCUCCUUCGCCCUCAAGAUGUCUCCUUCGCCUCAAUGAUGUCUCCUUCACCCUCAAGAUGUCUCCUUCGCCCUCAAGAUGUCUCCUUCGCCCCCAAGAUGUCUCCUUCGCCCUCAAGAUGUCCCUUCGCCCUCAAUAUGUCUCCUUCACCCUCAAGAUGUCUCCCUUCGCCCUCAAGAUGUCUCCUUCGCCUCAGAUGUCUCCUUCCCCUCAAGAUGUCUUCCUUCGCCCUCAGAUGUCUCCUUCGCCUCAAGAUGUCUCCUUCGCCCUCAAGAUGUCUCCCUUCACCUCAAGAUAUGUCUCCUCCUCCCCUCAGAUGUCUCCCUUCGCCCUCAAGAUGUCUCCCUUCGCCCUCAAGAUGUCUCCCUUCGCCCUCAAGAUGUCUCCCUUCGCCCUCAGAUGUCUCCCUUCGCCCCAAAGAUGUCUCUCCUUCGCCCUCAAGAUGUCUCCCUUCACCCUCAAGAUGUCUCCCUUCGUCCCUAAGAUGUCUCCUUCGCCCUCAAGAUGUCUCCUUCGCCCCAAGAUGUCUCCCUUCCCCCCAGAUGUCUCCUUCGCCCCCAAGAUGUCUCCUUCGCCCCAAGAUGUCUCCUUCGCCCUCAAGAUGUCUCCCUUCCUUCCAAUGUCUCCUUCGCCCCAAGAUGUCUCCCUUCGCCCCCAAGAUGUCUCCUUCGCCCCCCAAGAUGUCUCCUUCGCCCCCAAGAUGUCUCCCUUCGCCCCAGAUAUGUCUCCUUCGCCCCCAAGAUGUCUCCCUUCGCCCCAAGAUGUCUCCUUCGCCCCCAAGAUGUCUCCUUCGCCCCAAGAUGUCUCCUUCGCCCUCAAUAUGUUUCCCUUCGCCCUCAAGAUGUCCUUCGCCCUCAAUAUGUCUCCUUCGCCCUCAAGAUGUCUCCUUCGCCCUCAAGAUGUCUCCUUUGCCCUCAAGAUGUCUCCCUUCGCCCUCAAGAUGUCUCCUUCGCCCUCAAGAUGUCUCCUUCGCCUCAAGAUGUCUCCCUUCCCCCAAGAUGUCUCCUUCGCCCUCAAGAUAUGUCUCCUUCGCCCUCAAGAUGUCUCCUUCGCCCUCAAAGUCUCCCUUCGCCCCAAGAUGUCUCUCUUCGCCCUCAAGAUGUCUCUCUUCGCCCUCAAGAUGUCUCCCUUCGCCCUCAAUAUGUUCCUUCGCCCCAAGAUGUCUCCUUCGCCCCAAGAUGUCUCCUUCGCCCUCAACAUUAUAACAC